GCAUCGAAGGUGCCCGUCUGUCGCGCAGUGAAGGAGUCUUCCCUGGCAAGUGCGAAGAAGACAUGAGCUGGCUGUUCAAGACGGACAGCGCCAAGCAGCUGCGAGAGGCCGCCAAGGCCGGCCAGGUUUCCAUUGUGGCCACCUUGCUGCAGGCCGGUGCUGACCCGAAUGCCUCCGAUUGGGCGGGCGACGCCGCACUGCACAUGGCCGCCGAGCGCGGCCAAACGCGCUGCAUUGAGCUGCUUUUGCAAGCUGGCGCCGAUGCCAACGCCGUCAACCUCGACGGCGAGACGCCGCUGCAUUGGGCGGCCCGGCACCCGUUCCCAAGUCUUGUGGCUUCUCUCUUGCAGUACAAGGCCAAUGUGAAUGCCCGCAACGCGGUACAGUGGCUCUCGUCGCUCGGUGUAGCCGUCAAGCGCGGCUACACGGACGUUGUGGUCAUGCUUCUCGAGGCCAAGGCGAGCGUCCACGAAGCCAACCGCGAUGGGCGGACGCCACUGCAUGUCGCCACGUAUCACGGUUACACGAUCCUCGUGCGUCUCCUUCUCGAUGCGGGUGCCGACGUGGACGCGACGACCACCGCAGGCGACACGCCACUGCACCUGGCGGCGCGGUAUGGCCACGACAGCAUCAUCGAAGUGCUGCUGGCAUAUCGCGCCAGCACGUAUAUAUACAACCACACGGGCAAGACGGCGCUCGCACUCGUCAAGGCCAACACGCAAGGCGCCUUGCUCCUCGAAGCGGCGAUGGUUGCAGUGGCCAACGACGAUGCCGACCGCCAGCAACUGCACGCGCAGCUGGUCUGCGCCGCGCGAGACGGUGACAUGCAGGCAACCGCCAAGCUCUUGAAGGCGGGGGUGCGCCCCGACGACGCCGCCAGUCCGACCACAGCGCUGCACUGGGCGGCGGCGAAUGGCCAUGCGCCGAUCGUCGAGAUGCUCUUGGAGGCCGGCGCCGACACGGACCCGGUGCAAGCCAGUGACCUGUGGACGCCGUUGAUGCUGGCGGCUGCCCACGGCCACACGGCGGUCGUAGAGAGCCUACUGCGCCGCUACGCCAGCAUUUUUCUGACGGAUGCGGAGGGCAACACGGCGCUCUUGAUCGCAGCCACGCACGGCGCGACAGAGUGCGUUGAGCGCUUGCUGCAGGCGCAAGCAGACGUGUGCGCCACCAACGAUGCGGGGGACACCGCGCUUCAUGUGGCCGCUCGCUGUGGCCACAGCGACGUGGUCCGCGUUCUGCUCUCCGCGCACGCUCCGCUGCAUGCCAUCAACCACGCACGAGCUCGAGCCAAGGAGACGGCGCUGGUCCUGGCGCCUCGGAACAGCGACGCCCAAGCGAUCUUGGCACCGCUGGUUCUGGCGCACGUUGGCCACCUCAUCGAGGCGGUCAAGACGGGCGAUGCGGCGACCGUGCGAUCGUAUCUGCUGGCCGGUCUGCCCGUGGAUCUGCGUACCAAGGCCGGCCGAACGCUUUUGCUGCUGGCGAUUGAGAAGGGCCAGACGGCCAUCGUCGACGUCUUGGUGGCCGCAAAAGCACCGGUCAACCAACUCGGCACGGAUGGGACGUCGCCACUGAGCUUGGCCGCUGGUCUUGGCGAUCAUCGCGUCGUUGAGACCUUGCUGGUGGCGGGUGCGGACCCCAAUACAACGCACCGCGAGGGCGGCGCGCUGCUUCUCGUGGCGGCGGUCGACGGACACGACGCGCUUGUGCAACUGCUUGCGACGCACGGUGCCAACGUCCAUACGACCGACAGCCACGGCCACACGGCCCUGUACGAGGCCGUGCGCCACCGCCAUACGUCUGUCGCUCGCAUUCUCUUGUCCCAUGGCGCAGACCCGUGCGCUGCUACGAGUGAGGACUUGGACUCGCCGCUCGUGCUGGCGAUGCGGACGGGCCAGAGCGAGAUGGCGGAUGAGCUGUAUCAGAGCGCGUACCAGCCGCCGAUCGAGAUGGAUGCGUCGGACAUUGUUGUGACCGAGCGCUUGCGGGCCGGCGGACAAGGGAUCGUCGACCGCGGUCGCUACAAGGAGAAGCUGGAUGUUGCCAUCAAAUCCAUGCUCUCAGCGUCCUCGGUCUCGUCGCUUCACGAUGAAAUCACCGUCUUGAGCAAGUGUACCUCGCCCUUCAUCUUGCCGUUGCUUGGCUACGUCACGGACGGCGUCGCCCCGUCCAUGAUGGUGCUGCCGUAUAUGGACGGCGGCAACCUCCGCGAGUACCUUGAUGGCGUCCGCGAAGAGCGACGGCCCGAGAUCUACUCGGCCGUUGAAAUUGCGUACGCGAUCGCGUCGGCGCUCACGCAUUUGCACGCAAAGUCGCUCCUGCACCGGGACUUGAAGUCGGACAAUAUUCUUUUGAGCCGGCAGCGGUUCGUGCAGGUCGCCGAUCUCGGGUCGGCCCGCGACCACGCGACGGACACGACGAUGACGCAAGCCGUCGGCACGCUGCUGUGGAUCGCGCCCGAAGUGUUCAACGGCGGGCGCUACGCGUACUCGGCCGACGUAUUUUCGUUUGGCGUCAUUCUAACCGAGCUCGACACGCGUCAAAAGCCGUACUUUGACGCACCGCUGCACGGCUUUCAGCUCACAGAUGCCAUUCGCAGUGGCGACAUUGUGCCGACGCUGAGCGCUUCGUGUCCGAGUUGGUACCGAUCCCUCGCCCAAGCGUGUCUGCAUCUCGACCCGAGCGCCCGGCCGUCCGCGACCGAGAUCCAGAAGACGCUCGCGCAGCAUUUGCCGCACGCCGAUGCUCGUGCCGAGACGGCCGUGCGUGCUGCGUAGUGUCCAUGUAGCUUGAACUGUGUACACAAUGGCACCUGUGCUCCGACAGUCUCUCGGGCUACUAGUACCGU
Saprolegnia diclina VS20 is the source of this 2851-nucleotide messenger RNA. RefSeq names its product TKL protein kinase. Gene Ontology annotation, cellular component: cytoplasm. The transcript has 22 exons. Lineage: Eukaryota; Oomycota; Saprolegniomycetes; Saprolegniales; Saprolegniaceae. Gene Ontology annotation, molecular function: ATP binding; protein binding; protein kinase activity. The record is from RefSeq and is a predicted model, not a curated record. Gene Ontology annotation, biological process: protein phosphorylation. Bases 63 to 2780 code for a protein of 905 amino acids.